Messenger RNA from Meleagris gallopavo (turkey), 1424 nucleotides. The record is from RefSeq and is a predicted model, not a curated record. Lineage: Eukaryota; Metazoa; Chordata; Aves; Galliformes; Phasianidae.
GAUUUGUCCGUCUGGUCGGAGGGGACAGCCGCUGCUCAGGACGAGUGGAGAUCCAUGACGGGGACGGGUGGAAGUCAGUCUGUGACUCACACUUUGGUCCCAAAGCUGCUGAUGUGGUCUGCAGAGAUCUUCAGUGUGGCACAGCCCUGCCCGUCCCCAGAGCAAGUGCCUUUGGAGAAGGGACCGUGCCCUGGGACAGAGAGCUGCAGUGCGUGGGGAACGAAUCCAGCCUCUCCUCCUGCCCCACGGGGACCCCUCGCGACCAGCCCUGCCCCCAGACAAGCAUUGCUGCUGUCACCUGCACACGGUUCAGGCUGGUGAAUGGCAGCACGGCGUGCGAGGGCAGGGUGGAAGUGGAGGUGCGGGGAACAUGGGGCAGCCUUUGUGCCUCCCGCUGGGACCUCUUGGACGCCCACGUUCUCUGUCAUCACCUGGGCUGCGGGUUUGCGGUGUCCAUUCCUGAAGGAGGGCCUUUUGGGAGAGGAACUGGCCCCGUGUGGAAUGACUGGUUCCACUGUGAGGGCACUGAGAGCAGCCCGGCUCAGUGCCCGGUGACCGCCCUGGGGGCCUCUCCGUGCUCCCAUGAGAACGACGCUGCCGUCAUUUGCUCAGGCCCGCCUCACAACGCGUCUCUCAGACUGGUGGGUGGAGGGAGCCGGUGCGACGGGCGCGUGGAGAUCUUCCGGCGCGGGACGUGGGGCAGAGUCCUGGAUGAUCAGUGGGACAUGGAGGACGCCGGCGUGGUGUGCCGGCAGCUGCGCUGCGAGGAGGCAGAGGCAGCCUACGCCGUGCCGAGGGCCGAGCGAGGGACGGGCCCCGUGGGGCUGCGCGGGGUGCGGUGUGCGGGCCACGAGGCCGGCCUGAGCCUCUGCAACGCCUCCCCGCCCGAGGCCACGGGCAUCAUGGAGGACGUGGGGGCCGUGUGCCGGGGGAGCCGCCGGGUCCAGCUGGUGGACGGGGCUGGGCGAUGUGCAGGGAGAGUGGAGAUCUACUACCGGGGGCAGUGGGGCACGGUCUGCGACGAUGCCUGGGACAUGGCCGACGCCGACGUGGUUUGCCGCCAGCUGAGCUGCGGAUGGGCCGUGGAGGCGGCCGGCUCGGCUCGCUUUGGGGAGGGCUCUGGGCACAUCUGGCUGGAUGGCGUGAACUGCUCUGGGGCCGAAUCUGCUCUCUGGAACUGCUCUGCUGAGGCCUGGGGACAGCACGACUGCGGGCACAAGGAGGAUGCGGGAGUCGUCUGCUCAGAGUUCGUGGCCCUGAGGCUGGAGGAUGGCGAUGGCUGCUCCGGGCGCCUGCAAGUUUUCUACAAUGGGACGUGGGGGAGCGUUUGCUCCAACUCGAUGACUCCCUCCACGGUGCCACUGGUGUGCAAGGAGCUGGGCUGCGGGGACGGAGGGUCCCUGGAAACCAGCACCUACUACCGC